AUGUCUCUUGCCAAAGUCAAGCAUAUUGUCCUGGUCCUUUCAGGUAAAGGAGGUGUUGGGAAAUCAUCUGUUACAACUCAGCUUGCUCUUUCUCUUUCGCUUGCGGGCCAUUCGGUUGGAGUGCUGGACGUAGACCUCACAGGCCCCUCGAUUCCGCGCAUGUUCGGCAUCGAAGAUGCCAAAGUAACACAAGCGCCUGGUGGCUGGCUGCCUAUCACCGUUCACGAAGCUGACCCAUCUGCCGGCGUCGGAUCCCUUCGCGUCAUGAGCCUCGGUUUCCUUCUUCCCAAGCGGGGUGACGCCGUUGUCUGGCGUGGACCAAAGAAGACCGCCAUGGUUCGUCAAUUCUUGUCCGACGUGUUCUGGGACGAGACCGACUAUCUCCUCAUCGACACGCCUCCCGGUACCAGCGACGAGCACAUUUCCUUGGCAGAGAAUCUGCUGCAAAAGGCACGACCAGGCCAACUUGCUGGAGCCGUUGUGGUCACUACGCCUCAGGCCGUGGCAACUGCAGACGUCAGGAAGGAGCUGAACUUUUGCACCAAAACCAACAUCCGAGUCCUCGGUGUUGUGGAGAACAUGUGUGGCUUUGUUUGCCCCAACUGCAGCGAGUGCACAAACAUUUUCAUGAGUGGUGGUGGAGAGGUUAUGGCGAAUGACUUUGGCGUUCGUUUCCUUGGCCGUGUUCCGAUCGACCCUCAGUUUCUCGUUCUCAUCGAGACAGGCAAGAGACCAACGUACCCAGCAGGCACCACGGUCGACGGAAAAGAUAUCUCGACUCCUGCUGGAGCUAGCACAAGUGAAGAGGAGGAAGUCAAAGAUGGCUCGCGUCUGGUGCACAAGUACAAGGAUUGCUCCCUUGCACCUAUCUUCAGCAAAAUCACGGCCGAUGUGAUAUCUGCUGUACAACAAUGA
Molecule: messenger RNA, 915 nt
Organism: Neurospora hispaniola
Lineage: Eukaryota; Fungi; Ascomycota; Sordariomycetes; Sordariales; Sordariaceae
Product: P-loop containing nucleoside triphosphate hydrolase protein
Exons: 2
Coding region: 1-915 (304 amino acids)
Biological process (GO): iron-sulfur cluster assembly
Cellular component (GO): cytosol
Molecular function (GO): ATP-dependent FeS chaperone activity; ATP binding; 4 iron, 4 sulfur cluster binding
Source: RefSeq, a predicted model, not a curated record